CCGUAGACGCAAAGGGGAAGGGCUAAAGAGGGACAGUAGAAUGGUUCGAUUGUACGCCAUUAGCGUGUUCUACAAGCCAGAUCUCUCCAAGGCUAUAGAGAAGAAGGCGGCCUAUGAGCUCUCCUCUUUCGGUUUCUUCAAUCGCUCCAGUGUGAGGGAGUUCAUGGCCUUUACUAGUGAAGUAUUGGCCCAGAGGACGAGCACUGGAGAGAGGAGGACAGUGAAAGAGCAAGAGUACAGAUGUCAUGUGUAUGUGAGGUCAGACUGCCUGGCCUGUGUGGUGAUAGCAGACAGUGACUAUCCUCCCAGAGUUGUGUUCACCCUCAUGAGCAAGGUCUAUACUCACCUCUAGAACACACACACCACGCCAGCGGGCGCACCCACACUCACACAGGGCAGCUGUUCUCACUAUAGAGUCUGCUGACUGGCCCUGUGUGACCAGAUCAGCUUCCAUUGUGUGGUGCUGUGUUGGCAUAGUAAUAAUAUGUAGAGCACCAUGUGUAGGUACACCGGCUCCCUAUUAGCUGACGGUGCACCGUGAUCAUCAUCUAUCACUGUUUUCUCAGGUCUUAGAAAUGUUCUCCUCCGACUUUCCCCAAAGCUCAUGGAGUCAGAAGUCAAGGUAGACAAUAGACAUGACAUCAGGAUGUUUUUACCUAAUGCAACAAGAUGUGGUUACUUACACUACCUGGUGCAUUACGCACUACCUGUUGCGUUAUGUGAUGAGGUAUCCUCUGGGGAAUGUUCCCUUGUUAUGAAAUGAUGUACGAAUGUGCAUUCCUUGUUGUGUAGUGACCUGUCCUAUCCCCCUCUG
Messenger RNA from Geodia barretti, 814 nucleotides. Lineage: Eukaryota; Metazoa; Porifera; Demospongiae; Tetractinellida; Geodiidae. The record is from the annotation of a GenBank genome assembly.